CCGGACUGCUUCACCAACACACACACACACACACACGCGCGCGCGCACGCACGAGCAAGAAUGAACUCCGCGUUCAUCUGAUCGCGCUCUACUCACACACUGCGCACGUUUGCAUUGAUUUUUUUUGGCUACAGCAUCCUUUAGGUCUCUCCACGUUUUGGUCAUUAGAAAAAUACAGGCAAAUAUUUAUGUGCACUCUCUCCCAUUGAUAUUAGACCGUUUACUUGAUGGACACUCUAGAAGGGAAUUUAUACUUGUUUAAAGGCAAACUGUGCUUGCCAUAGCACAUAGAGUUAUAGAGCAUCACAAAAGAAGUCAACGCUCAUUCAACGUUUAAAAAGGCAGUCCCUGAAAGGAUGGUCAAGCUGACGCGGAGUCGGUGGUGGUGGAUGUUGACGCUGAUGAUCACAGCAGUGCGGAUGGGAGAAACUCAAGGGAACGACACCAGCGUCCACGGGAACUCCAUCAGAUCACUGGAGCCGCUGAGCGCCGCUACUAACCGCUCCGGCGCUCCAUACAGCGGCACCACGAAGAAAGGCAACAUCCCCGCUCAGGGAUACCCAUGCAGCAGUGAUCAAGAGUGCAUGGUGGGCAGUUACUGUCAAAGUCCUCAACACGCCCCGUCUCGCUGUCUCACCUGCCGCAGGAGAAAGAAGCGUUGCCAUAGAGACGCCAUGUGCUGCCCCGGCAACCGCUGCAGCAACUAUAUCUGCAUCUCGGAAAGUGUAUUGUCCUCACAUAAAUCACCUUUGGAGGAGCAUAACAAGCUUUCUAUCAAAGACAAAGGCUGGAGGAGGAAUGGGAAACCUCAAGCCAAGAUCUCUCAUAAAGGUCACGAGGGCGACCCUUGCCUGCGAUCGUCCGACUGCUCGGAGGGCUACUGCUGUGCUCGCCAUUUCUGGACGAAGAUCUGCAAGCCAGUGCUGCAACAGGGUGAAGUGUGCACAAAACAACGCAAGAAAGGCUUGCACGGUCUGGAGAUCUUCCAGCGCUGUGACUGUGCCAAGGGACUUGCCUGCAAGGUGUGGAAGGAUGCCACCUCCUACUCCCGGUCCAGACUGCACGUAUGCCAGAGAAUCUGAGAUGACAGGCCCCUGCAAACAAGCUGCACCUUGGGGCACAUGAGUCCCGCUGGCAAGAACUCCUCUUUCCAGGACUUACUCAACUGUGAUAUAUGGAGAAAGGGUGAUAUACAGAUGAAUGUGUGCCAGAACUGGGUGGGUUUGGGAUGGGAAUUAACUAAUGGAUGCUCAAAUGCAGCCAUUGGGGGAGCUCUCCGGGCCUCUUUUAAAAAAAAUAUUUGCUGCAUAUGUUUCACGGUAGCGAGGUGUAUUGAUCUAAAAGCCAUAUUUAUCACUAAUGUCUCACUCUGUCCAUCCAUUCUACAUAGUAUCAUAGUAUCAAAGCAGAACUUUUUAUUCACAAAAGAUUUAGAGGGAAUGAGUUGCACACACUGAUUGCGCAUUUAUUUGCACACAUGUUUUUCAGCCCCAGUUUAAGUGCAGGAAUUAAUGUAAAUCAGGUCAAUUUGCAUGGUGCAGUUUCACAAAAUGCCUUUGAAAUAAAACUAUGUUUAACGCCUGCUUUCCAUGGCUGGUCAUAGCGCAACAUUAACUGCACCAGCCAAAUAGCGCUGACUUUUGUGAAUAAAGCACAAUCUAUAAUAAACAUAAUGUACAUAGAAAGGAGUGAUUUCGCUCACAAAAGUUUUUGCUUUUAUUAGUGCAGCGCUAUACCAGCGCAGAUAGAACCUGGUUAUGCUAAAUUGUGGAUGGUUAAUGAAUAAGAUGCAGGUUUUUUGGCUGAAAUACUUUGCGCAAAAGCAGUAUGUGCAACUGCCAAGUUCGCCCCUUAAUCCUAAAUAUAAGCACUCUAUUAAACUGUAUAAAGUUGAAAUAUGACAUUAGAUAAAUAGUUUUAUUGGAUCCUCGGAGGGAUGGGAUGUACAUUAUCCCAGACAUUGUCAUCAUGUGCGACUGGGGGAAAUCAAAGACUGGCUUUAAAUGUAUGGGUGAAACUCUGUUAUUGGCCAUCAAGAUAAAACUAACCAAAUGCAUAUUUUAAGAGUCAACAGCGGAAAGUGCCAAUCUCUAGAAGAACACGUAAUGUAAUGGGUUUUGCAGGCAGUAUAUAAAGUUACCUUUGUUGUCGCUGUUGCUGGGGAAAAGUUGGUGUACUUUUAUGUUUUGGUCCACGUGGAUGAACGUUGAGCAAUGGCCUUGUCCUAAAUACCACACAUCUGCACUUCUGAAAGUGCACUUUUAGUAUGACUGUACAAAGAAUGAGAAGGAUCCUAUGUGUACAUGGCACCCAAACAGAUGUUUAGUUAUGUACUAGUAAAAAAAUCUUGCCUGGGAAAUAUUAUUAAUUCAGAUUUAUUCAUUACACAAUAGUCAUAGAUCAUAUUUUUUUUCAUACGAUUUAUUUUGUCAGAAAAACUAAAUCAGUUCUGAUUAUUAAAGGGAUAUCAUGCCAUUCCAGAUGUGUUUGACUUUUUUUCUUCUAUUGAACACAAAUUAAGAUUUAUAAAAAAAUAUCUCAGCUCUGUAGGUCAAUACAAUGCAAGUGAAUGGUGGCCAGAAAUUUGAAGGUCCAAAAAGCAUAUAAGGGCAGCAUAAAAGUAAUCCAUACAACUCCAGUGGUUAAAUCAAUGUCUUCAGAACUGAUUAGAAAAAUGCGGGUGAGAAAUAGAUCAAUAUUUAAGUCCUUUUUCACUAUAAAUCUCCACUUUCACUUUCACAUUCUUCUUCUUGUUUUUUUUGGCGAUUCGCAUUCUUUGUGCAUAUUGCCACCUGCUGGGCAGGGAGGAGAAUCUAUAGUAAAAAAGGACUUAAAUAUUGAUCUGUUUCUCACCCAUACCUAUCAUAUCAUGUUUGAAGAUAUGUAUUUUAGCACUGGAUUCGUAUGGAUUACUUUUAUGCUGCCUUUAUGUGAUUUCUGGUCACCAUUCACUUGCAUUGCAUGGACCUACAGAGCUGAAAUAUUCUUCUAAAAAUCUUUGUUUGUGUUCUGCAAAAGAAAGAAAGUCAUACACAUCUGGGAUGGCAUGAGUGUGAGUAAAUGAUGAGAGAAUUUUCAUUUUUGGGUGAACUAUUCCUUUAAGGGAAGUUGUUUACAAUGUGAGCAGUGUUCAGUGAAUGUUCAGAUAUUAUAAUGUGCUUUUAUAACAACGACUUUAUGAAUCAUAUUCAUCAACUAUACUUUUUUAUGUUUAAAAUUGUAUUGUUCCAUGAUCCACACCACCUUUUAGCUAAAAUACAAAAUAAUAAUAAAAACUGAUAAGCUCUUAUAUUGUAAAUAACAUGCAAAGAUUGCAAAAUGUAUUUAAAAAGCAGUUGUAUAUCAUGUAUAUAUUGAUAAGAAAGGAACUCAUGAAUAAAGUUCCUUAAAGACAUAAAUCCCUUUUUUUACUUUCGACUUACUUUUUUAAAAAUAGUAUAGUAUGAGAUCCAUUUUGUCAAUCUCUAUAUUUUUACGCUACAGAUAUGAAAAUAUUCAUGCAGAACUAUUAUUAUUAAAUUAUUUUCAAACAGAAAUUAGAGCUCAUUUUGUGUAUUUGUUUUAAUGUCUGUUUUUUGGGUUCCUCCUUACUUUGUUCCUAUGUUGUAACAGUGCUGUUAUAUUUCUCAUAUGUCUCGAUGUGUAUUUACAUUGAUUUACACAGAUUAAAGAAUGUAUUUUGUAUUACAAGGAUUUGAAUGCUCUCUUUGUUUCAGCUCUGAAUAAAUCAGCUUCUGAACAAAGAACCUAAAGCAAGGAACAAAAAAUGAUUUCUCUGAAAAGCAUUUUAGAAACUUAAAAAAAAAAAAAAAACAUUUGGUAAAAAUGUUGCUAUAAUUACCCAUUCAAAUAAUGACA
Molecule: messenger RNA, 3858 nt
Organism: Myxocyprinus asiaticus (Chinese sucker)
Lineage: Eukaryota; Metazoa; Chordata; Actinopteri; Cypriniformes; Catostomidae
Product: dickkopf-related protein 2-like
Exons: 4
Coding region: 357-1082 (241 amino acids)
Biological process (GO): negative regulation of canonical Wnt signaling pathway; multicellular organism development
Cellular component (GO): extracellular region
Molecular function (GO): co-receptor binding; receptor antagonist activity
Source: RefSeq, a predicted model, not a curated record